CAGAGCGAGAGGUCGGAGGUAUUGACCAGGAGAUGGAGCCAGGUCAGCCAGAGACACCAAGAUGAAGCCAUGAGACCCAGCGGGAGGGUUCACGUGUGACGCCAGCACAGCCGAGACGAGAGGAGGUGACCCGAGCGGAGAUGCCAUCGGUGGAAUGAAUCUGGAGCCAUGCAGGCAGUGAAACGCAGCGAUGGCAGUCCAGAAGACAGGCGGAGUCCCCAACCUCCAGAGAUGACCACAAAGUCUGGUGGCCGCGCCGGGAAGCAGACGGAGGCGACGAACCAGGCAUCGAAUAAACAGCCUCAAUCCACGCAGGACACGGCGGUCCUACAGUUAAGACUUCAGCAGAGGAGGACUCGAGAGCAGCUGGCAGACCAAGGCAUCAUGCCUCUGAACCAUGGAAAGUUCCCGAAGCAGGAGGAUUCGUACGCGUUUGAGGAGGACAGCAGCAGCGAGAGUCUCUCUCCCGAGCAGCACCACAGUGAUGAGUCGCAGGGCUCGGCCUGCCCUUCGUCUGAGGCUGUGGGCAGCACAGCCUCCUCCUCAUCCUCACCUGCCCUCACCAGCCCCCCACAGGGCAGUGCAACCAGAGACCCACCUGACCAGAACCAGGACGAGGGGCUAAAUGGUGCUAACAACAGCCAGGCUUCACCCCCAAUCCCAGUUCCUGCGAUUGUCAAGUCCAAGACAUCAGAGAAGAACAGGCACAAAAAGCCCAAAGAUGUGAAGCCCAAAGUGAAGAAGCUAAAGUACCAUCAGUACAUUCCACCGGACCAGAAGGCAGAGAAGUCCCCUCCGCCCAUGGACUCGGCCUACGCUCGACUUCUUCAGCAGCAGCAGCUCUUCCUGCAGCUGCAGAUCCUCAGCCAACAGAAGCACGCCCAAGCACAUUCUCAGACGCAGCAAUCGCAACAGCAGCACGUGCACACUUCACAAAGCCAGUCCCAGGCCCAGCAGAGGCAGCCUGCCUUCAGCUACCAGCCUCAUCCACCAUCCCACACCCACAAAGGAUCCAGCGAGCAGCUAUCAGCUUGUAGUUCUGGUGGUCCAUCCAGUGCAUCCAACAGCAACUCGUCGUCUCCGGUCAAAAACACGUUUCCCAACCAAAGCAGCAUCUCACCUGUUAAGCCUGGGCCUCUGCCAGCCAACCUGGAUGACCUAAAGGUUUCUGAGCUCAGGCAGCACCUGCGGAUUCGUGGCAUGCCCGUCUCAGGCACCAAGACCGCCCUUAUCGAGCGACUCCGGCCUUUUAAGGACUCCAACGCCGGCUCCUCGCCGUCGGGCUCCUCCGACAUCACCACCGUCACCUUCCCCGUCACUCCGACCGGCUCCCUGUCCUCCUAUCAGUCCCCAUCCUCCUCCAGUGCACUGUCCCAAGGAGGGUACUACCCCUACCCCAGCACCUCCUCCACCCCGCCCAUCUCGCCGGCCUCCUCCGAGCUCUCCCUCAGCGGCUCACUCCCAGACAGCUUCAGCGACGUGCCCAUGUCCUCGCCGACGCAGUUCGCCCUGCAGCCAUCUCCGGCCCACCUCAGCAUGGACGAUGGUCUGGUGGGAGGAGGCAGUGGCCUCGGAGGAGCAGGAGGCCAGAGGUUGGCAGAAGGUGGAGGCAUGGAUGGCCUGGAAGCUGAAAAAGAUAAGAUGCUGGUGGAAAAGCAGAAAGUGAUCGAGGAGCUGACGUGGAAACUGCACCAGGAGCAGAGACAGGUUGAGGAGCUGAAGAUGCAGCUUCACAAGAGGAAACGCUGCUACGGCGCCACACAGGACCCCGGCCCGCCCCCACCUCAGCCCUCCAUGCAUCACCAGACUCCAGCCAUGAUGGGCCAACAUUUCUUCGGCGUGACAGUCAAGCAGGAACCUGUUUCGCUGUCCUCCAGCUGCCCCCUGUCCUCUCCCAAACAGCUCAAGAGCCCCUCCAACAGCUGCAUGGAAGACAUGGGCCACGGCAACAGCGCCAGCAUGGCCGGCAUGGGGGGUCCGCAAUGUAUGGACACAGGAGGCGCCUCUGGCAGCCCCUCCAACAUGUCCGCCUUCCUCAGCCCGCAAUGCUCGCCGCAAGACUCGCCCAUCGGGAAGCCGUCGGGCAGCCCCCAACCCUCGUCACCACAUAACCCCUACAUGCUGUCCCCCGGGCCGGGCAGAGAUGGCUGCAGUCACCCCCACAGCCAGGGGAGCAACAGACCCCGCAGCAUGCAGCAGAUGCAGCCGAAGAGCGGCGGCCCACCAGUGAACUGUUCUUAUCCUCCCGACCAAAGAAACAUUCAAACCUUCAACUCGACCGACUGCGGUCUCAACCACGGCGGCUCCUUCAAGGCGGAGAGCCAGAACAUACAGCAGAAGAUGUCAGUAGUGCCGUGUCCUCGGCAUGUUGGCCAAAAGUGCCAGGUCUCUCCCCCUGCCUUCAGUAGCUCAGAUUCAGACGCAUCUGACUUAAGACAGCCCCCAUGCUAUGAGGAUGCAGUCAAGCAGCAACUGACUCGAAGCCAGCAGAUGGAUGAACUCCUGGAUGUGCUCAUAGAAAGUGGAGAGAUGCCAGCUAACGCCGGAGAGGAGAGGGAGAGGUCCUCUGUAACCAAAGUUGUGCCUCACAUUACUGUGUCCCCAGGGUGUCCCGGCCUCCUCAUUCCAAGGUUCCACCGCCACUACGAGCACUUGUCACCCAACCAGCUCCCUUAUGACCACACGGUCAAUCACAUCGGCGAGAGCCACCUGGAGACCCUGCUGGGCAGCCCCGUCGGUCGGGUCGGGGAGUCGGCCCACCUUAAGGUGGCCGCCGACGACGGCGGGCAGGAAGACGAAGGGAACAGAGACGGGGACGGUUACGGCAGCCCCAACAACCAGAACCACCAUCACCACCGCCACCCUCACCAUCCCCAACCGGACAAAAUCCUGACCAACAGAGACCUGAUCGACACCCCUCUGUCGCCCGCCGGCAAGGGGCCGUUCGCCGUGCCCGAGGUGCAGGGGAUGGUCAGCAUGGCGUUCAGCGACACGCCGUGGGAAACCAUGGAGUGGCUCGACCUGACGCCGCCCGCCUUCACCAACGCCUUCAGCGUGGCUCCACCGAGCGCGCCCAGCAUCUUCAACACGGAGUUCCUGGAUGUGACAGACAUUAACUUGAACUCUGCCAUGGACCUCCACCUAGACCACUGGUGAGCGCAGCGCCGCCGCCGCCGGACCGCUGUUAUAGCAACGCAUCACAAGACACCAGCUGAGAGGAGUGUGAACCGACGAACUCUUGAAACUCACACUCAACUGAAUGUUCAGAGUUUAGAUUUUGACUAAGUCCAAAGAAAAACUGUGGCCUUAAAUGUUGACUUUGCUGUUUCAGCCAUCAUAUCCAUAAUACCAGGUGCUUUUUUUUUUCACAUGACCUUUGUCCUUUAACGAUGCGCACAACUAUCGAAGUAAGUACGGCGAGCGGAAACACGAACAAUUUACCAAAAAAAAAAAAAAAGGCUACAGUGCUAAACUUUCAUGCAGUAUUACACCAAUCAGACUUGAAGAUAAUUUGACAAUCAUUUACUUUCUAAGUCUACAUUUGUUUUACUGGAAAAAAAAAAAAACACCCAAGUGGGAUUGAAAGAUAAAAUGAAUUUCGUAGUAGCGGCCAUAUUGUAAAUAUAAGGAUACAAACCACAACUUAAGCGUAUUGUGUAAUCAGUUCCUUAUUCAAUGUAAAUAUGAGAAAAUAAAGAAACCUCACUGUGCACCUCUUGCAUUAAUACACACUAGUCACAGUUUGCUUGCGUAGAAUAUGUGUGUAGGAAACUUUUUUUUUUUUAAGGAUUGUUAUUUUCACUAUUUGGCAUAUUUAUCCACAGGAUGACAUUACUGAGAGAAAUGUGUUUCUCUGAGAAACCUUUGGUCUUAUCACUUUUAAUCUGCAGACAAACUGUGCCUUAUUCACAGCAUCCUCUGUAUUCCCCAACUCUAUAAAUGACCCUUUUAUAAUUUUAUAAUAAACGGUGGUCCCCUAAAAAGCGCUGGACAGUUUAAAAAGCUGCGACACCAGCUGGUUUUCUCAGAGGAAGUUCUUUGUUUUGUGUCGGUACUUUUUAUGUGCGUCGGUGUAAUUAUGUAACUUUUUUUUUUUUUCAGUCAGACGCAGAGUUUUUCUGACGCUUCCUUGAUGUGGUCGGUGAAAAGUUGUUAGUUUUGGGGGGAAUAUUGGACUUUUAACAUUCAAAAGAAGCAUUGGUAAAGAUUAUAUUUCAGUACUUUUUCAAACUGUCAUUUCUUGAAGCAAUAGAGAGAUAAGAACAUGACAACAAUCACUGUUUUCAAACGAAAAUAGAAAACUUUCAUUGUGUUUUAGGAUUGCGUUUACACAACAAUGUUGUUCGGAGUCACUGAAAACCCGUGUUUCAGUGUUUCUUCCAUUUCCUAUGUGGAUUGACAUCGUUUUCAAAACUUUGCUGUGUGACUGUGAAACGUUUCUGAAGCAAAAAGGCAACAGCAACACCUUUUGACUUGAAACGUAGUCAUGUAAACAGUCUAAAUUGGACCCCUCUUUUAUUUUGAAGGAUUACACCUGUGCAAAUGUAUUUUAAACUCUUUAAAGAGACAGUUGGGAAUUUUGUUUGGCUGGCGGUAAAAGCUCCGGAACACCAAAUCUGUUCAGUAUUCAUGUUGUUUAUUUGUCCAGUUCUUGGUACAUGAAUGCAAAUAACAAUAACUUCCCUUGAAUUUUGUUUUCCAGCAAAUCCAGCCAAUUUUUUUUUUUUAUUUAUUUUGUGCCUUUAUAUUUAUAUGUGACCCUGUAUUUACAUUCCUUUCUAACAGCUUCAGAAAAUGAACGUUAUCCACCUCUGAUGGUAACAAAAUAAGUGAAAGGUAUUGAUGGAACCACUUGGAAAAGCCAUGCUUUCUCAAAUCACUAUAGGAAAAUCAUAAGAAUUGGAAUUGUCUAUUGCUAGCACUUGUGAAUAGGAAAAUGUAAUAUAUUCAGAUAUUUACUGUGAAUUUCGCUGAUUAACGUGAGAGUCACCACUGCACCAGCACCGGUCCUGACAAUCUCAAGUUUGCCGGAUGUUUUUAAUCAAUCGGUUUGGUCAUUGAUUGUCUGCACAUCCUCAUAGUAAAACUCUUGCUUUGAGAUUUUUGACAGCAGGCGUGUGUUAAUUGCAAGGUUCAAUCCAAGUUUUAUUUUAUUUUUCAUUCUGUAAUUGUAAUGCUACCGCCAACGGCUUGUUAGCUUAAAUUCCACAAACAAGGGGACCAGUUGAAACAGCUACAGUAGCUACUAGCACCUUCUUGUUGCUUUUGAAAUACCAGGGUGCGAUUUGCAAGGGGGGGCUGAACCACGGUUCAUUGUUCGAAGUCUUCACCUUGGUUGGAAUCCCAAUCACGUCACUGUCAACGGCUUGGAGAUGAAAAAGUACCCAAUUAUAUUUAUCCUCAACUGAUUUACUUUAUUCUUUUUUUACCUGUACCUCCCCAACCGAAACCCUUCUGUCAAGAAACACUAUUUUAGUCGAGCCCCCCUCCCUUAAGCCUUUAUCAUAAAUCACACCCUGGUUAACCCGUACCACUCCCCCCCCCCACCAUCGGUCCCUGACGUAUCCCCUGGACUUGCGGUUUUAGGGAUAGCCAUGCUACUCGUUAUGCUUCGCUAAGCUGACCACUUCCUGUCAUCAGAGGUCAAAUUGCCAAGACUAGACCCGUCUGAUGACUUAGUAGACGACCGUGCUUCAUAUGUUAACGUGGGCAGCCUCCCCACGUUGAUCUGAGCUGAUCGGACUAAAGUUUAGCUUUUCAUAAACCUACCUGAAAGAUUAUGGCUUUGCAGUCACGUUCUCUGUAUGAAAGGUUCUCACAAUGUGUUCCAGUUUGACCAAAUGUUGCUUUCCUGUUAAGUAUUAAGUGUUGCACUUGCUCAAUAAAUUCUGUGGUCUCACGUGUCCUGAUUGUACGAUAAAAGCUUUUGAGUCCCGUCUUCUGUUUGGAGAAUAUUUACUUGUCUUUCUUGUAUUAAAUCCUUUGGGUUCAAUAUGCAAUUUUUUUCUUUCCCCAAUUCAAGAAAAUAAAAACAAAACAAAACACACAAAAAAAAUUCACAUCUGACAGAAGCUUCCAUGUUGCUUAGCCACUGAUUUGCUUUACUAUUGUACAAACCAAUAUUUUGCCUGCAUCCCUGUAUUAUAAAGAAAGAAAAGAGCAAUAAACAUAAUCACAGCAAACUCA
Messenger RNA from Salarias fasciatus (jewelled blenny), 6186 nucleotides. It is a transcript of the gene myocd, whose product is annotated as myocardin. Gene Ontology annotation, molecular function: transcription coactivator activity. Lineage: Eukaryota; Metazoa; Chordata; Actinopteri; Blenniiformes; Blenniidae. The transcript is spliced from 13 exons. The record is from RefSeq and is a predicted model, not a curated record. The coding region runs from base 169 to 3156 and encodes 995 amino acids. Gene Ontology annotation, biological process: smooth muscle cell differentiation; positive regulation of transcription by RNA polymerase II; cardiac muscle cell differentiation. Gene Ontology annotation, cellular component: nucleus.